Acaulospora morrowiae is the source of this 711-nucleotide messenger RNA. The record is from the annotation of a GenBank genome assembly. NCBI's taxonomy places the organism in Eukaryota, Fungi, Glomeromycota, Glomeromycetes, Diversisporales, Acaulosporaceae.
AUGCCUUAUCUAACUUAUCAUGACGCUGAUAUUGACGAAGAGGCGGUGAUGCUCUUCAAUGAUGGGUGCUGGCUUAAUGACAAAUGCAUCGAUCUAUAUUUAGAGUAUCUUGCGCAUACAGUUGCCCCUGAGGAUGACUCUGAGAAAGCUAUUUUUAUUUGUAGUGCGGCCAUGACGUUUUUUUUGUCUAAUCUACCAAGUGGAACGGACCUGUCAAUCCUAGUCGCGCCACAAUUUACUUCUGCGCCAGUGAUAUUCUCGGUGAUAAAUAAUAAUCCAGACGUGACCGUCGCUCUAGGAGGCAGUCAUUGGUCUUUGAUGGUUUAUGUCAGAGAUAUGAAUGAGUGCUUGCAUUAUGAUAGUGCAUCUGGGAUAAAUACCAACGCGGCGAAAAAAGUUGCAAAAAAGUUAUUUGGUAUAGGAAAAGUACGUAAUAUGAGGGUACCGCAACAACAAAAUGCUACUUUUAUCGCCAUUAAUUCACUCAGAUUAUUUAUUACAUCAGAAUGCGGCUUAUACGUGUUAUCAAUAGCGGAACAUAUUUACCGAAAAGUAAUAAAACCCAAGGACGCGCUUAAAUAUCCGAAGGAACUUUUUGAAAUCGAGUUUAGUGAGAUUCCAAGUGGAGAUACAAUGAGAAAAAAUUGUAGAGGGGUUGUCGCAACGCUUAAAAAAGAGUAUGAUGUUCGAAAAGGAGUAGUCAAGCAGUGA